Zophobas morio is the source of this 3835-nucleotide messenger RNA. It is a transcript of the gene Upf1, whose product is annotated as regulator of nonsense transcripts 1 homolog. The record is from RefSeq and is a predicted model, not a curated record. Gene Ontology annotation, molecular function: RNA binding; zinc ion binding; RNA helicase activity. NCBI's taxonomy places the organism in Eukaryota, Metazoa, Arthropoda, Insecta, Coleoptera, Tenebrionidae. Bases 182 to 3469 code for a protein of 1095 amino acids. Gene Ontology annotation, cellular component: cytoplasm. The transcript has 7 exons. Gene Ontology annotation, biological process: nuclear-transcribed mRNA catabolic process, nonsense-mediated decay.
GAAGGAGCAAUGACGAUAAAAAAACAAAUGAUUAAUCAGGAAAUAUGGCGCUUGCCAAGAUAAAAAUGUAGAAAUUUUAAAGUAACCAUUGUCCAUUUGUCAUAAUUUGAAGUGUUAAAAGUGUUUAAAUAACAAACUUGGCUAAUUCCGUGAUCCGGCUCCAAUAAAAUUAAUCGCCAACAUGAGUGUCGACGCAUACGGCCCUAGUUCGCAAACUCUCACGUUUUUAGAAACCGAAGAAAACGAUUUAAUCGGGGCUGACACCCAGGGCUCCGAAUGUGAAUUCACGGAUUUCACGAUACCCUCACAAACACAGGCUUCUCAACACGACCACGCGGGCCCCAAGGUUUCUGGUGUACAGCUCAACAACAAUAUCAGUAAUAAAAUCGCAAGCGCUACCACUACACUAGGAGAACUGCAGUUUGAAGAGGAGGAUGAAGAGUAUUUCAACAGCAAAGAGCUACCGAAUUAUGCCUGCAAGUAUUGUGGCAUCCAUGAGCCGAACUGCGUUGUCAUGUGCAACUGCUGCAAGAAAUGGUUUUGCAACGGGCGAGGAAACACGUCAGGAAGUCACAUCAUCAACCACCUGGUCAGGGCCAAACAUAAGGAAGUCACUCUACACAAAGACGGCCCUCUCGGUGAAACCAUCCUAGAAUGCUACAGCUGCGGCGUUCGAAACGUGUUUGUUCUAGGCUUUAUUCCAGCAAAAGCCGACUCCGUAGUAGUUCUAUUAUGUAGACAGCCUUGUGCAGCUCAAAAUUCCCUCAAGGAUAUGAACUGGGACCAAGACCAAUGGAAACCCCUCAUCACUGAUCGCUGCUUCCUCACCUGGCUUGUUAAGAUCCCCUCUGAACAAGAACAAUUGCGCGCUCGACAGAUUUCAGCUCAGCAAAUCAAUAAACUCGAAGAAUUGUGGAAGGAUAACGUGGAUGCCACUUUCCAAGAUCUAGAAAGACCGGGAGUUGAUGAGGAACCACAACAAGUGCUGCUGAGAUAUGAGGAUGGUUAUCAGUAUCAGAAUAUAUUUGGACCUCUUGUGAAAUUAGAAGCUGAUUAUGAUAAGAGGUUGAAGGAGUCGCAAACCCAAGAAAAUAUUGAAGUUAGAUGGGAUGUGGGUUUGAAUAAGAAAACUAUUGCAUAUUUUACACUUGCGAAAACUGAUGGAGACAUGAAGUUGAUGCAUGGAGAUGAAUUGAGGCUGAGAUAUGUGGGAGAAAUGCAUAAGUCUUGGGCUGGGGUGGGACAUGUUAUCAAAGUUCCUGAUAAUUAUGGAGAAGAUAUUGGGAUUGAAUUGAAGAAUGGAAAUGGAGCGCCAACUGAUUGUAACAGCAACUUUGUGGUUGACUUCAUCUGGAAAAGUACCAGUUUUGACAGAAUGCAACUUGCUCUCCGAAAAUUCGCCGUCGACGACACGUCCGUCUCGGCUUACAUCUAUCACCGUCUCCUUGGCCACGAAGUCGAAGAAGUUUUAUUUAGGUGCCACCUCCCGAAGCACUUCUCGGCACCGAACCUUCCCGAUUUGAACCGUUCUCAAGUAUACGCAGUAAAGCACGCCCUUCAAAGACCCCUUUCGCUCAUCCAGGGCCCUCCCGGUACCGGCAAAACCGUAACAUCAGCCACCAUUGUUUACCAACUAGUCAAACAAAACGGUGGCCCCGUUCUCGUCUGCGCUCCUAGCAACACGGCAGUCGACCAGCUCACCGAAAAAAUCCACAAAACAAACCUAAAGGUGGUCCGACUAUGCGCGAAAUCCCGUGAAGCUAUCGACUCCCCGGUCAGCUUCCUAGCCCUGCAUAACCAGAUUCGCAAAAUGGAAGCCAACACCGAGCUUCAGAAGCUGCAGCAACUGAAAGACGAAACGGGCGAACUGAGCAGCGUUGACGAAAAGAGAUACAGGAUGUUGAAGAAGUUGGCUGAAAAAGAGCUGUUGGAAGCGGCGGACGUCAUCUGUUGCACUUGCGUGGGUGCUGGCGAUCCACGAUUGGUCCGUUUGAAGUUCCACUCGAUCUUGAUCGAUGAGAGUAUGCAAGCGACUGAGCCGGAGUGUAUGGUGCCGGUUGUUCUGGGUGUGAAGCAGCUGAUCUUGGUCGGUGAUCAUUGUCAGUUGGGGCCUGUGGUCAUGUGCAAGAAGGCGGCGAGAGCUGGUUUGUCGCAGAGUUUGUUCGAAAGGUUGGUGGUGCUGGGAAUUCGACCUUUCCGUUUGGAGGUUCAGUACAGGAUGCAUCCGGAGCUGUCGAGGUUUCCGUCGAAUUUCUUUUAUGAGGGGAGCUUGCAAAAUGGAGUGUGUGCUGACGAGAGGAAGUUGAAUAAGAUUGAUUUUCCGUGGCCGAUUUCCGACAGACCGAUGUUUUUUCAUGUCACGCAAGGGCAGGAGGAAAUUGCCGGUUCUGGUACCAGCUAUUUGAACAGGACAGAGGCUGCUAAUGUAGAGAAGAUCGCAACCAGAUUUCUGCGAUCCGGCGUAAAACCAGAACAAAUAGGAGUAAUCACCCCAUACGAAGGUCAACGAGCUUAUUUAGUCCAAUACAUGCAAUACCAAGGAUCUCUCCACAGCAAAAACUACCAAGAAAUCGAAAUCGCAAGCGUUGACGCUUUCCAAGGUCGCGAAAAAGACAUCAUCAUAAUGUCAUGCGUCAGAUCGAACGAACACCAAGGAAUAGGUUUCCUUAAUGAUCCACGUCGUUUAAACGUCGCACUAACCCGAGCCAAAUAUGGCAUUAUAAUCGUCGGCAAUCCGAAAGUCCUUUCCAAACAACCACUAUGGAAUCACCUACUCUCAUUCUACAAAGAACAGAAAGUGUUAGUUGAAGGACCACUAACCAACUUGAAGGAGUCUCUCAUCCAAUUCGCCAAACCGAAAAAGCUGACCAAUUCUGACAAUCCUGGCUCGCAUUUUAUGACCACAUCUAUGUUCGACGCUCGCGAGGCCAUGGUACCCGGCUCUAUAUACGAUCGCACCAAUACGGCUAUUAAUGGUCAGUUUAGCUAUCCCAGAGGAGCCGUACCCCUGGACAUAUUCAGCAGAACCCACGAUCCGAUCAGCUAUAUUUCCCAAGAGAGGGCCCAGGCUGGUAUGAACCUGCCGGUUCCGGUGGGAGUGUUCAUGAACAUGGCGGAUGUCCCACCGAGGUUUUACAACCAACAUCAGCAAGCCAUGCAAGCGCGCCAACAGCAAAAUCCGCGCAACCGCAAACCGCCAGUGCGGCAAAAGGGCAAGACUUUGAGUCAAGAGCAAACGCAGCCCUUCAGCCAGAGCUUGCAACUGACGCAGGGCAUGUCCCAGCCGGGAUUGUCUCAGCCCGGAUUCAGCCUGUCCCAACCUGGACUGAGCCAGCCGGAGCUCAGCCAGGACCCAUACAUGGCAGAGUACCAGUCGCAAAUGGACGGGCUCUUGUCGCAAGACUCGACCUAUCAGGGAGACAGAUCGGCCUUCUACCAGCCAAAUGCCCAGUUCUCCCAACCAUAUUGAUCACGUUUACACGGAGAUGUUUACAAGAAUCGCGGGAGCGGUUUAAUGAAAAUUUGUAAGUGGUUGAUCUGAUUGUCGAUUGUCAAAUUAUCAGUAACGCAGCACACACAGGUCCAUGACGUCGAAUACCGAUUGAAUAACAGAGAAAGUUCAAUGUCAUGCCGCACCUAUGUGAUGAGAUCAGACGACUUCUACAAUCGUGAGAGCGCGACAUGCAUCUCCAGGAAGCCUGUAGAUGAUUGUUUUCACACCUCUGCUGUGACAAACUUUCCAUAUUUAUUUCAAACAUUCAUUUUUUAGUUAUUCUUUUAUUUUCUUAUUGGUAAUAUUACGAACACUUUGUUUAAAUAUAAAGCUCUAACAGUA